AAGUGAUUGCUUUUUGACCCUCGUACGCUGAAAAUCAAUGCCCAAAAGUUCUAAGAAAAAAAAAGAGAAGGUAGCCGACUUUGCAAAAGCAAAGCUCAAACUAGGCAAGGGGAAGAAAAUAUCCAGCAAUGUAGUUGACACCUCGUUCAAGGCUCGGAGUAUCGCGCUUCCAACGCAGAGCAUCACUGUGGAAAAGGACAACGUACCAACGACCAGGAGGAAACAAACAUUCGGGGACAUACUUUCCCUUCUAAAACAUCACAAUGCCGGCGUGCGCAAAGAUGCAAUAUUUAGUGUAAAGGAAUUAUUCAACGAUUACCCAGACCUCGUCACUAGCUCGAUGGCACCACUGUUUAGUGUCUGCGCACGUCUUAUUGGCGAUACGGAUGCUGGGAUUCGCAAAGCGCUACUCUCUUUCUUUGAAUGGCUACUAGUACGAGUACCCAAAGACGAUCUAAUUCCCCAUGCACCCUUACUUCUUCUUUUCACGACCUCAGCACAAACUCACAUAUUCCCUGAAAUACGGGUCGACGCAGUGCGGCUCUUGAACCUGUUCAUCGGGACCCUGCCAGAAUAUGUCGUCAUGGGUUGGAAUGAGAGUGGGUCAGGCCUUGGCAGGCGCAUCUUAGACGGCUACUUGGGAUUGUUAAACAUUUCCACCAAGUUUGGACAGAAUGCAUCAGAUGACAGGACUCCUGUUGCAUCAACGGGUUCCGUGACGCUUUCUGCUCAGUCAAAACUUGUAGUUCUGCGCUCUCUUUCCAACUUUCUUUGUUAUGCAGUCUGCCGACGACCUGCUACUGAAGCAGAAGUCAGUAAUCAAAGUCCAGCUGUGCUGCCUCUUCCGACGUGGUUCUUACGUCCGUUCUUCGCAUCCGCGCGUCUCUACGAAGAACAUGGCCGCCUAUUCAAUGGACCAAUUAUGGGCGAUCAGGAAAAACAUAUGUUCUGGGCACCCGAACCGGCAUCUGAUUCGUUCGAUGAAGACUUCGUCUACAAUUCCGAUAUUGUUGUCAGUCUGCCGGUAGCAGCGUCGUGUCUGACGGAACUAUUUGAUAGUUUUGCCGACCGUAACGGGUCCUCCGACUCCGCGAACGAUGUUGAUUUUCUGAUGCGUCUGGCUAAUGCCCUCCAUCCGACUUUGAUCGCUUCAUAUCUUGAGUGCGCGCCUGUCAUAUUUUCGCCAAGCAUCAACCCUUCGGACACUGAUCUCCCAUUGCUGACGACGGCGAUGGAAAUUACGCGAACGCUCUACAGCGUUAUAUUGCAAAGUGCUAGUCAGAGCUCUGAGGCAGCUACUCGUUGCGAUGAUUUGAAGGCACUACUGGGCCACCUGUCUUGCUAUUUUCCCUUCAAACCAGCCUAUAAAGACGUAAAGAUGGAACAGGCCUUCCAAAAUCUCAAUGUGAUAUACUGCGAGCUGGUGUCUCUCUUAGUUCUUGUCUUAUCUUUGCCAAGCCCAAAGGCAAGUAAACAAGGUCGGACAUUGCUCCCUCACACGAAGGUGGACAAGAAACUUCAAAUGCAAGCGGAGUCAAUUCGCAUAUACGUUGUCCGUCUUCUGAAAGGGGAAGGCGAAUUAGGCGCACAACUACCCAGGCCCAUCACGCCCAUAGCGUAUAUCGCGUUGCUACCGUCGAUAUGGGCGUUGCUGAAUCAGCUAGAUGGCCCCAAAGACCACUUGGAUGAGGUUGUCUCAUCGUCUGUCCUGUCAGCGGUCCUCGAUCACGCCAUCAGGACGCCGUCAAGUUCUGCGGUUAAACACGUGACCAUAGAAUUUUUGGCUCGACUCCUGCUUCUUGAAAAAGAAAGAGGCUAUGUUGGGGUUUUUAACCCUCGAAAUGCUGCCGCAGACGAGAAGUGGCUACAGUGGAUUCUUCAUCUUCCGAGGGUACUGUGGGAGUUGGGUGACAGCAACCUGUCAACUUCUGUGACACUCAUCCAAGCCCUUCUGCGUCUACUUCAGCGUGGAUCAUUCGUGGUCCAUCACAGGCACGUUGCGUUACUGUGUGCCCGCCUCGUUCCGUUCUUCACGAUCACACACCCUUCGCGUGGUAAAAUCGCUGGCCCGUUCCGCAAGCUUGCAACGUCUUCGCCACGUGCUGGUCGUCUUGCUCUCGACCUUUCCGCGACACUUCUUGCGGAGCGGGUCAAGGACGUAUCCGAAGAUAGCAGCAGUAGCUUCCAAGAUCUCGAUCAGGCUAUACGUGCAGCGAUCAAGGGCACCGUGGAAGAGGAGUAUUGGGUUCGCUUGGCCAACUCCGUGGUGUGAGAGUGAUAGUGUGCUUACGGCCGUGGUCCGAGGAGUCUGACAGGGUGCGGGUGGUUGCCAGGAGGAGAAUGCGUUGAUCGGGCUUUACACAGUUUCCGCGCACCCUCGGCUUUCCUCGCCCGAGCCCUUAGAUCCGCGGGUGGGGACCUGCCGGGACUUGCAUGCCACCAUACCACGGGUGAAGCUGCACCCCCAUGGCAUUAGUACGCUAUUUACAACUGUCGUUCAUGACUUGCAGCAUGUAAUCUGAUGCCCGCUUCACGG
This is a messenger RNA of Pisolithus orientalis, 2536 nucleotides long. RefSeq lists its product as uncharacterized. The transcript has 14 exons. NCBI's taxonomy places the organism in Eukaryota, Fungi, Basidiomycota, Agaricomycetes, Boletales, Pisolithaceae. Gene Ontology annotation, biological process: rRNA processing. The coding region runs from base 38 to 2272 and encodes 744 amino acids. Gene Ontology annotation, cellular component: nucleus. The record is from RefSeq and is a predicted model, not a curated record.